Tigriopus californicus is the source of this 904-nucleotide messenger RNA. Its product is annotated as alpha/beta-tubulin-N-acetyltransferase 9-like. NCBI's taxonomy places the organism in Eukaryota, Metazoa, Arthropoda, Copepoda, Harpacticoida, Harpacticidae. The transcript has a single exon. The coding region runs from base 27 to 647 and encodes 206 amino acids. Gene Ontology annotation, biological process: protein acetylation. The record is from RefSeq and is a predicted model, not a curated record. Gene Ontology annotation, molecular function: N-acetyltransferase activity.
CUCUUCCAGAAUUAGUUUCCGUCAACAUGAGAGUGAAUUGGACCACUCAAUUGAUGGGCCCCAAAGUGAUAUUGGUGCCCUAUCAAGGCAAGCAUGUGCCCAAAUAUCACGAAUGGAUGAAGAGUCCACAGCUCCAAGAACUCACAGGAUCCGAGCCUUUGGAUCUGGAUGAGGAAUUCGCCAUGCAAAAAACCUGGCGGGAUAGUCCAGACAAAUGCACCUUCAUUAUCCUUCAAAAAGACCUCGGAGGACUGGAGAAUGAAAUCCAGAGCAUGGUCGGUGACACGAAUCUCUUUCUGUCGACCGACGAAGACGAUUCCACGGUGAUCAAAGCCGAGGCCGAAAUCAUGAUUGCCGAAGUUUCGGCUCGAGGUCGAAAAUUGGGUUGGGAGGCCUUGACCUUCAUGUUGCGCUACGGAGUGGAUCAGCUGAAGGUGGGCGUGUUUGAAGCCAAGAUCAAAAUGGGCAAUGAACCGAGCAUUAGGAUGUUUAGCAAGUUGCAGUUUCAAGAAAUUAGCCGUAGCGAAGUGUUCGGUGAGGUCACUUUGCAAGUGAGUGUCAACGAAAAUUGGCGGACUUUCAUCCACGACAUCACAUCAAGUUAUCAACUAACAUCUUAUUCCGGGACAAAUGAAUCAACAGAGUGACAAAAUAGGCGUUAAAGGUUUUAUUUCAGAAAAUGGGGUUGAAAAGUGGGGAUAAUGGUGCCUUAUCCCCCCAUUGGAUGUUCACGGUCUGUUCACGGCCUAUUUAAAGAUCUUGCCUUGGUUGAAUUUGAGCCCGUUCUUGUCCUCGCCUUCCCAUUUGAAAUAUUGGUCCACCAGUUUCUUGGUCUCCGCAUCCUUGGCGUCCAACUUCUUCCAGUCGUAGGAGUUGUAAUCGAUCUGCCAGUCCUCGCUCAGGU